AUGCAGCCAGGUGGCGAUGGUAUUUCUCAUGCAACUAGCGUGAUUCGAAUUCUAGGUCACGAAUACUUACGUGACCUCGUUGUCGCUCGGCUUUUCUAUAUCUUCUAUUUUGCUUCAUUUGGUUCUUUGUUUCCUCUGCUGGCAAUUUAUUUUAAACAGCUGGGAAUGAAUGCUUUUCAAGCGGGUUUUUUACUUGGUGCACGACCUUUAGUGGAGUUCGCUGCACGUCCGUUUUGGAGCAGUUUUGCCAGUAAAUUUAGGAAAGGAAAACUUUUGCUGGAAUUUUCACUGGCAUCCUUCAUUGUAUCAACGUUAGCUAUUGGAUUUGUUCAACCGUUAACGCCGUACUGUGUAGUAAAACCAGUAAAUGCCACCACAUGUUUUUAUUUAGAAUCUGCUGGACAAAUAGUUCGUGGCGGUGCACUGGGUUAUCUUAGAGAAGCAACCGGAAUUGGUCGUAAAAAAAGGGAAACUUCUCCUAUUCUCGAGAGAAUUAUUGAUCUGAGUUCUUACAAUAAAGAUGAAGUUGUCCCAGGCCUUGCACCACUUUCUUUGACCAGAGAUAAGGUCUGUAAUUACGAUGAAAAUUUGUCUGGUGUUUUGGUCAGUCCUCCACACAGUACACGAGUUUAUCGAAAACCAGCCGUGGAGCAGGUAUUUCUCCUUCUGCUUCUACUUGUUACACUUGGCGAAUUUUUCAGCUCUCCUGGACUUGCUUUAGCUGAUAGCGUAACUUUAACUUUCGUUUCUGAUAACCCAAAAAAGUUUGGAACUAUUCGGCUUCUCGGAAGUUUCGGCUGGGGUUUGGCAAUGUUCAUUAUGGGAAUUGGGUUAGACUAUUCGGAAACAUUUCGGAAUCACCCAUGUCCAACAAAGAACACGACGGAAAAAAAUUAUAUCCUAUGCUUUGCUGCUUGUUCGUUAUUCAUGCUUGCUGCAAUGCUUGUUGCCACGCAAUUUCGCUUUGGAAAUGAGCAACGACCAGAUGAAGCCGCUUGUUCGGUUAUUGAGACUAGAAUUGAUGAAAUCUCACCAGCAGUAGCUGAGAAAGCCCGUGGAAGGCAGUUGCAACUUGAACAUUCGGAAAACGACUCUUUGUGGAUUCCUACCAUUAAAGCAUUGCUCCAAGGUCAUGCAGCACUGUAUUUAUCAGCAGUUACCACAAUUGGCUUUGGUGCCGGAAUCAUUUUUGCAUUUCUCUUCUGGCAUUUACAGGACAUCGGUGGGUCACCAAUUUUGUUUGGUGUUGCAUCAGUUGUUAAUCAUGGAGCGGAAAUCGCUGCUCAUUUUUACUGUUUCCAACUAAUCAAUAAAUUUGGCCACAUAAAACUAAUAAAUAUUUGCCUGGCAGCUAAUAUCAUCCGUUUCUUUAUCAUUAGCUUACUUACAAAUCCUUGGAUGGUACUGCCACUGCAGGCACUACAAGGUCUAACCUUAGCAGCAACAUGGGCAUCAGCAUCAUCUUACAUUUCCUUGAUAGCUCCACCACAACUCAAGACGAGAGCACAGACCUUUCUGAUGCUUCUGUAUCACGGCAUUGGAAAGGGACUCGGAAGUAUUGUAGGUGGUUUCAUCAUCAAGUCAGCAGGAACGCGAUUAACGUUUCAAAUUUAUUCAGCAAUAGUGAUUCUUAUACUGGCAAUACACUACGGAAUGAACAGGGUUUUCAAAUAUGAUAAUGUCAAGUACAGUCAUGAUUUCGAAGACGAUGAUGAUAUGCCCGUUGCUCCUCAAGGAAUACCUUUGCAUCAUGGUGAAAGUAAACUGACCGAUGCAUUCAAUCAAACUGCUGUAUUAAAUUCAAAUUAUGGCACAAUCGCAACCGAAGACCCAACUCAAGAAGCGUACGAUCGUUAUGUCAAGUCACCAUAUGAAUAA
Thelazia callipaeda (thelaziosis nematode) is the source of this 1878-nucleotide messenger RNA. Lineage: Eukaryota; Metazoa; Nematoda; Chromadorea; Rhabditida; Thelaziidae. The record is from the annotation of a GenBank genome assembly.